This is a messenger RNA of Protopolystoma xenopodis, 570 nucleotides long. NCBI's taxonomy places the organism in Eukaryota, Metazoa, Platyhelminthes, Monogenea, Polystomatidea, Polystomatidae. The record is from the annotation of a GenBank genome assembly.
AUGAACGGCAUUUUUAUAAAUUUGCCUUCUUGGUAUAAAUCAGCCCUAUUCAACGAACUCUAUUUCAUCUCAGACGGUGGCACCGUUUGGCUUGAUUUGCACUACAUUAACCCUUCUUGGCCGAUGCCUGUCGACAUUCAGGAUGAUCUUGGCCUGACUGACAAUCAUCCUGAUAAGUUAUCAACCACUCAAGCAGACGCGGCCUCCCACGAGGCAUCUAGUAAUGAACAGCCUAGCUGUAGAACAUUGCACAAAAAAUAUGAAAAUUCUCCAGGAGGCAUAUCUAUGACAAAUACAUUUGGAUCUGAUCCAUUCUCUACUGAGUCCUCUGAUGCCUUCUGUCCGAAGCAUCCUUUGGAUGAAGUUCGCUCCGGUCUUCCCAACCUUUUUCUAGACCCCUGUAACCUAACGGGCAGAUAUCUCGUAUCAGCCGACUCGAACCUCGCUUCUCAGAUGAAAGCCUCCGCUAUAUUGAAACCAGCAGAGCAAGUGCGUCGUGAGACCUAUAAAUAUCGCGUCAAACUGGGCAGAGAGAUGGGCCUUUUUGGUUACCUAGAGGGUGAGUCAUAG